This is a messenger RNA of Salvelinus fontinalis (brook trout), 15141 nucleotides long. RefSeq names its product ankyrin repeat domain-containing protein 26 (gene aard). The coding region runs from base 560 to 7915 and encodes 2451 amino acids. Gene Ontology annotation, molecular function: protein binding. The record is from RefSeq and is a predicted model, not a curated record. NCBI's taxonomy places the organism in Eukaryota, Metazoa, Chordata, Actinopteri, Salmoniformes, Salmonidae. The transcript is spliced from 44 exons.
UUGAUUUAGUUUGGGACCAACUACCGGAUUAAUCUAACAUUUUUGCUUUGCCUGUGAUGACUCUGUUACAAGUUUAAAAGUCGCGGUUGCUGCACGUUUGGGAGGUGACGACGUUGAGUGCGAUUACGGCUUGCUAACGCGUUAAUGAUAGUUUGCAUAGUUAACUAGUGUAACUAGCCAACUGAAUUGCUUCUUUAGACGCCAGGAGAAAAGUGUGAAUCGGUUUUUGCUUGGUUGAAUAUGUUCUUAUGGGUUACAACUGUAUGAAUCGACUUGAAAUGGCUAGAUAUGUAAUGUUUGCUCAUGUGAAAUGAACAAAAAUAUUAGAAUUUGAACAUGGACGUAACGUUAUUUGUUUUUCUGAUACUUGUUGCUGAUAUUUGUGGAUAGCCGCCUUGGUAACAGACUGGAUCAACGUUCCUUCCUGACUGUAAUGACAGUGAGCAAGGAUGGGAAAGACGCCUGCUGUGGUGAUCCUCCAGCGGCACCUCAGUGUCAGGUAGUGAAGGCCAAAGGCAAUGCAGUCUGCUAACUGUCAUCUGGGAAACCACCAUAUACAAUGAAGAAGAUAUUCAACUUCACCAAGAAAAAGAAAGGAUUCUCACCUAACACCUCGGACACUGGGAGUGUGCUGUCUGUGGGCUAUGAUUUGAAGGAGAAGGACCUUGGAAAGGUACACAAGGCUGCUUAUGGGGGUGACUUGGCCAAACUGAAGCAGCUUGCCAAGAAGAAUGACAUCAAUCAGCUUGAUAAGGAGAACAGAACAGCACUUCACAUUGCCUGUGCCAAUGGACAUACAGACGUGGUCCAGUUCCUGGUUGAGAGCAAAGCCAAGCUCAACCUAUGCGACAAUCAAAACAGAUCCCCGUUGAUGAAGGCAGUGCAGUGCCAGCAGGAACGCUGCGUGGUCACUCUGCUGGAGCAUGAUGCCGAACCUAAUCUGGUGGACAUCAACGGCAACACGGCCCUGCACCUGGCCUCCUGCAUCCCUGCCUGCUCCACCGCUAUGCUGCUGCUGGAGCACGAGGCCAAUAUCAACGCCCAGAACAAGGAGGGAUACUCCCCACUGACUAUGGCAGUGAAGGAGAAUCAUGCCGAGAUGGCCGAGUUCCUCCUCAAGGAGGGGGCCGACGUCAACACUAAGGACCAGGGACACAGGUCCCCAUUGAUGAUCGCUGCUUGCAAUGGACAAAUCAGUAUGGUGCGGCUACUCCUGCAGUACGACGCAGACAUCACCUUAAAGGACAAUAAUGGAUGGUCGUCCGAUGACUAUGCUGUGAUGAACGGACACCACGCUUGUUCCCAUCUCAUUAUUGAGCAUGGUACCAAGAGGAAGUCCAUGCCGUCUCCCGCCCACGCCCCGGCCAAAAAGAAGCGAGCGUCCAUGUUGUGCAGCCCUUCCGAAGAAGCAGGCUUCUCUCUGGGGGGACCAGCAACUGACAAAGAUGAGAAAGGAGCGAGUGAAGGAGGGAGAGAUGUUGAAGACCAGUCGCAAACGGAGUCAAUAAGUCGGGCGUCAAAAAGUGCAGCUGACGAUUCCUGGCCAUCCUCAGAUGAAGAGGACGAAUUGGAUAUAACCCCAAAGAAACAUCCAAAGCUAAACCUAAAGAAACUGAUGAAUGCCUCCAAAAAGGGAAAGAAUGACGCUGUAACCGAUCUCGAAAAGCCAUGGAGCGGCCCUGAGGCCGAGAGCGAGAACCGAGUCCAGAGAAACCCAUCCCUUCCCAAGGCUUUCCCACCCAGCAGUGCCCCCCAGCAUCUAGUCUCCCCCUCACCCUCUGCCUCCUUUACCUCCAAACCUGCCCAGAUGACCUCUACCCGUCUUCAGAGUUCCAGAAAGGAAACAGAUUCCACAGAGGAUGAAGAAGAUUACGAUGAAGACAGAGGUGGUGAUGAAGAAGAUGAGGAAGAGAAAAGCUUCAAGGAGGAGAUGGGAAAGACAACAUAUCAGACAGAAGAGGAGAAAGACGAUUCCCUUGUUGAUGAUUCACCAGUCCCCGGAGGUGAAGACACCUCCAAAGAAAAACAAAGAGAUUUCCUUUCUGAGUUGGGUCUGGAGAAGGGAGAUGAUGAGGAAGACUCAUGGGACACUGAGUCUGGCUCUGUCAGUCCCAGAAAACAGCAUGGCCGAGAUCCUGCGAAGGUGCCACAUGUUUCCAUUAUUUCAGGGGAGAACAAAGAAGAUAUAAGAAAUUAUGAUAAUGAUGCCGACAAUGUCCCAGAAAAGCCAGAGAAAAUCAAAAGGGAAACUCUGUCCAUCUUGACCAAGCUUGAACUGUCCAAAAAAGAUGCUGACAAAAAGACUGACAUAAUGGAGGAGCUUGGGUUGGGUGAUGUUGAUGAUCUUGAAGAUGCCUCUGAUUGGGACACGGCCAGCACCGCCAGCAGGAGAACCCUCCCCGGCCACGGAGUGCCUUCCCCCGGUGGCGAGGAGCUGAGGGAGGAGGCCUCUUCCCGAUCCCCCGUCCCUCUGCCGGCUGUCCAGGAGCAGGAGCCAGAUGCCGAUAUAGCAGUAAUAGGGGAGAGGAGCAGUCCUGAGGAGAAGACAUACUUUCAUUCGGAGAGACCCCUCCCAUUGGCCAGCCCGCGCUCCUUUACCCCUCAAACCCAACCCCAGCCAUGUGCUCGGAAGAUGCAGCUCCAGAGAACAGAGUGUGAGGAAGACUUUGGUUGGGAUUCUGACCACGUGAAUACCUCUACCCCCAGCCCAGUCAGGACUGGGAAGCAACUACCAAACGUAACAGAGACCGCCACAGUGUUGAAACCUAAUAACCCUGUGCGUGAGCCCUCGCCAGUGAAGCAAGAGAGUGAAAGCAGUCCAGAGCCCGAGGAGCAGGCACAAGAGGAGAAAGACGUUGCAUCAGAGUUAGACGUAAGUAACCCGUGCCACCUUGACCCUGUCAAGUCCCAAACUGGGGAGGAGCAGGAGGAGUACAAAGAGAAAGAAGGGAGAUAUGUAGUUGGAGAGGGAGACGGUAAAGAGGAAGAGCCAGGCUGGGAGAAACGUUACGGGAAGAUCUGGGUGGAGUUAGAGAAGAGGGAGGUUAAGUCCUCCUACAGGAACGUGGCGGCCGAACUGAAGGAGAAAUUUGGAGAACUUCCAGCUGAAUCCGCCUCUGACGAAACUACAGAAGAAGAAGAAAAACGGGGGGAGAACGUAAAGAUAGUUGAAUCUCCCGCCAGAACCACUGAGGAAGAGUCCAGCAACGAAGAGGUGGGGGAGCCUAUAGUCUGUCCGUUGAGCAGGGCAAGGAGGAGUAGCAGCAAUGCAGUCCUGCUGACCAUUUUUGAGCAGAGGGGGUCCGGGCUGGAGGACUCUCAGACCGAGUCGGCUGACAACUCCCUAUGCGAAGACAGGACUCAGCAUGGUGACAGCCCCGGGAGUCGCCACCUCUCCCCCAGUGCCGAGGACAGUGAGACGGGGGACCUGGAGGUCUUCUGUGGCAUUGAGCCAGAGAACAGGUCUGCUUUGCCGCAACUGUUUGGGGAAAUCGACAGAGAGCGAGAAGUAGACUACAAUGUCGAUAAUGUCACCAAGACGUUCACAGAUUGCAAUGCAGCCUCAGUGGAACUCAAAUCAGACCAUGUUCAUAUGGAUUCGUCCUUGAACAAAGGCGAGUCCAACCCUAGCCCAGACAAAGAUGCCACUACCAAACCAAAGCCUGCCGCAGAGGAACGUUGGCCAGGGCAAGUCCAACAGGACGAUGAGAAGAGCCCCUCCAUGUACGAAGAAGAAACCGAAGUGCGUCCCUCCCAGUCUCAGCCCCCCUCAUUGAGCAAUGUGUGUCCCCCAGCUCCUUUACUUCCCUCAGACAAAGAGCUGGAAGAGGACCUUCGGAGGUUCAACCACGAGGUAGGGAUGCUGAAGGUUGUGUUCCUGGAUUUGGAGAAAGAGAAGGCCCUGCUCUGGAAAGAGGUGGGCGAAGACAAGACAAAGGCCAACAUGGAGGUGCUGCAAAAAUCAAGUGCCUCACGGGUUGCUGGAGGAUCAAUGAGCAGACGGUGUGAACUAGACCAAGAAGACGAGGAGAAACCCGAGACCUGUUUAGGACACCCUAAAGUGUCACGCAGUGGAAAUGGAGCAACAGAAAGUGAACAUCAGCUCAGAGCAACAGACCGUAUUACCCAAAGACACUGGUCCAAAAGUACAAAGAGGGCCCUGGAGGACCAACUACAUCAUCAGCAGCAGAAGGAGGAGGAGGGGAGAGCUGUAUCUAACGAGGCCACCUUACAGUUACCCUUUCUGGGGGGAGCCAGGCAUGGCCGAGCCCCCCAGGCAGCUAACCAUGUUAACGCAGGAGACCCCAUCUCAGUGUUUGACGAUAGUACUUUAAGUGAAGUGUCGGACGAUGAUGGAAGGUCUCUAUCUGCAUGGCAUCAGAAAGACAAGACCACUGGCGAGAUGGAGAUGGCGGAGGACUUUGAUGAGCUCACACAGUCAUCGGACACGGCCACAUCUGACCUCGAAGACCCCACUUCUGGCUACCGUCACGCCUCUUUUCUCAUCAAACAGCUCGACUCUGCCAAUUUAGACUCUGUGAGCAUUGUGAAGCUCCGGAACAUUUUCCACGAGUAUGAGCGCACCAUCCAGAAGGAGAAGGACCGCCAUGGGCACCUGUCUGACAACGUGAGCCAGCUGGAGGUCAAGCAGCGCGAGCUGAUGGCCUCACUACAGGAAAGCCAGGACAGCAAGCAGGCCCUGGAUCACCGGCAGCUUGAGCUGGACACGGACCUCAACAACUUUAAGUUCCAGCUGAAGCAGGAGCAGGAGAAGCACCGGAACGCCUCCAUGAUGUAUGACAAGAACCGGGAGAUGCUGCGGAAGAAGGAGGAGGAGCUCCGGGCCGAGGCAGAGGAGAAGCACAAGGUGGAACUGGCCAUGAGGAACCUGGAGCUGGAGAUGAGGGCCAUUAUUAACAACAUGAAACAGUCGGAGGACGACCACAGCGAGACCCAGAGGCUGCUGACCCAGGAGCGAGUUGCCCGAGCUUUGUCGGAGACCCUCCUCAACAAUCACCUCCGCAAGCAGCAGGAGAUCGAGGAGGAGAACAGGAGGACCAUCAGUAAGAGCAACGAGGCCCUGUCCCAGUUGACGGAGGCCACCGACCGAGAGAGGGGGCUGCUGCAGCAGAGCUCUGUGCUCCAGGACGAGCUGAGCUCCCUGAGAGCUGAGCUGGAGCGCUCCUGCUCCCACAGUCGCCAGGAGGAGUCCCGCUUCUCCGAGGAGAGCGAGGCGUUGAGGGAGCGCCUCGAGGACGCCCGGCGCGACCUCAAACUCAACGAGGAGGCGCUGGCCCAGACAGUCUACCAGUACACCAGCCAGGUGACCACCGUCAAGGCCGAGCUGGCUGUGGCUUCCACACGGCUGGAGCACGAGCGCCAGGCGAGGGAGCAGCUGGAAGCCGAAGGUGAGUCAGCGAGGACGCGGCUGACUGGCGCUCUUCAGGAGGUAGAGAGGUGCCAGGUGGCACGUGCUGACGCCGAAAGGGCUCUUCGUCGCGAGCGCGAGGGGCACCAGCGUGCCCAGGACAAGCUUACUGGCGAGGCGGCGAACAACCGCGAGGCGGUGGGCGGGCUGUCGCAGAAACUCGCUAAGGCAGAGUCACGUGCAAACGGCCUCGAAAAUGAGGUGCACCGUGUCACAAUGUCGCUUGCCGAGAUGGAGCAUGUGGUCGCCACGCUGCAGAGGGACAAGGAGCAAAUAGGGGGGCGAGUGAAGGAGCUUGAGGCAGCUCUACAGACGGAGAGGGAGCAGGCUGGGAGAGUGUGCGCCCGGCAGGAGACGCUGCAGGAGAGGCUGGCGGCGGCACAGAGCGAGGCCAUGCUGCUGAGGCAACAGCUGGAGGAGGCCCAGAACAAAGGGAUGGUGAAGGAGAAGGCGGUGACGGACGCCCAGGAGCGCUUUGGCGACCUGCUGGCUAAGCUGCGCUCGGACGGGGAGGAGCGUGUGCAGCUGGUAGAGGAGAGGAGCAAGGAGCUGGCCACCAAGGCUGCCGACCUCCGUGACCAGGUCUACAAGCUGGAGGAGGAGAAGAACGACAGAGAGACUGGUUUGAGGCAGCUGCAGCAAGAACUCGCCGACUCACUGAAGAAGCUGUCAAUGAGCGAGGCUUCCCUGGAGGUGAACACACGCUACCGCAAUGACCUGGAGGAGGAGAAGGCACGACUGCUCAAGGACAUGGACCGCCUUAAGGGGAAGCUGGAGGAGAGCGAGGACCAGUACGUUCAGGCAGAGCGGCGCAUCAAUGCUCUGAAGAGCAGUCUGGAUGAGAAGGAGCGAGAGGUGGUCGCCGCCUCUCAGAAACUGCAGGAGGUGCUGUCUGCCUUUGCAGGCUCAGACACCACCAUUAAACAGCUGGAGGAGGCAGUGCAGAGAUUGGAGAUUGAGAAUGCCAGGCUGGAGGCAGCAGCAAAGCAGCAGACCAACAAGAUCGAGGCACUGCAGAAAGGAGUCCAAGACUCUGCCAUGGUCAGGAACCGUCUGGAGGACUUGGUGACUGGCCUGCAGUGCAGCAAGAUGACCCUGGAGGACCAGCUCAGUCAGGAGGUGCAGAAGCAAAGCAUGCUGUCCCAUAACGCCCAGGACUCCCAUGCGCUGUGGGAGGAGGAGCUGAAGAGCCGCUCCAAGCUGGGUCUGCGUCUGGCUGAGCUGGAGAAGGAGAAAGGAGAGCUCAGCAGCCAGAUGGAGUUAGAGAAGAAGAAGGCCAAGAAGAUAGCGGAGCAGAAAAAGUCUGUGGACACCAGACUGGACCAGGAGAUGAAGAGAAACACAGAGCUACAGAAAGAAAUGUACAGGUUGCGGACACUGGUGAAGACGGCGAAGAAGAAGCUGCGGGAGCAGGACGGUGCCGGGGCUGAGUUUGGAUCGCCCAUGAGCAGCAUGAGAGGGGAGAUGGGCCACAGACAGGCUGAGGCUGACAUCGGCAGGAUGAAGAACAAGGUGGAUGACCUGUCGGUGCAGCUGGAGAAGGAGGUGUCUCGCUGCUGCCAGCUGGAUAGGGUCAACGGAGAGCUCAAGGAGCAACUAGCCUCCUUGAAGGGCCUGGGCCGCAGCAACGAGCGUCUCGAGCGUAGCAAGAGGCACCUGGAGGAGGAGUUGUUGGGCCUGCGGCGGCAGGUGGAGGCGGGGGUGAUGGACCAGACCCUGGUGGAUCAGUACCGGCGAGACGCAGAGGAGAGGGCCCGCCAGGAGAUCAGACAGAAACUGGAGGAGGUCAACCUCUUCCUACAGACCCAGGCGGCGUCCCAGGAGGCUUUGGAGCAGAUCAAGGCGGCAAACGAGGCCAGCUUGCGCUCCACGCUGGAGCAGCGUAUCCGGGAGCUGGAGGGCGAGCUGGGCAGAGCGCACUCCACACAGCACGACAGCAUGAGCCUGCGAGACUCCACCCGGACAGAGCUGGAUCGCUACCGGGAGCUCUACACUGAGGAGCUGCGUCUCCGAAAGGCCCUGGCUGCCAAACUAGAGAGGUCCAAUGAGCGGCUGGCGGAGGCCAACACCAAGCUGAUGAGCGAGCGCCACCGCAGCAAGUCCCUGAUAGCCAGCAGCAUUGUCAACGGCAGCCUGGGCGGGCCUCUGGACAUGAGCUCCCUGGGGUCGGUGGGGGCCUACGGGGCAACGCUGGGUCCCCUCAACAGGAGCCUUGGAGGGCCUCUCCUCAGCCCCCUGGGGGAUGGGGGUCAGAGCAGCAGGGUGGAGGCUUACCUGGCAAAGAUGCAGAAUGAAUUGGAGAGAAACAUAUCGAAGGAGUUGGACCAUGCGACAGCAGAGCUUGAGGGCUCUGCCCGGAUGUCUCCGGUGGGCUCUGCCUCGGGCUCCCCUACUAGCCUGGGUUGGGGUCUCAGUGUGGUGGAGGACCCGGUCAGCAGGGCCACACAGCAGUACCUGCAGGUGCUCAAGAAAAACUAUAUGAUUUGACCAGGCAGCAUUGGGCUUCCCAAAAGGAGCCACAACUGUCCACUUUACCAUGACCUGGGUGGUGUUUAUUAGGGCACUCGGUGGGAAAUGUUUUGCAAUGGAAGGCAAAAUUAUGUUUUUAAGUCCAGUUAUUCCUUCCGUUUCCGUCUGUUUUCUCCCGUUUGGUGCUCUAAUGAACAUUACCCUGGGCCUCAUCAAUGCAUGCUUUAUAUAAAAAGAACAUUGACAUUGAGAAAAACACUAAAGGCCAAAGCCACUACACUAUAACACAUUCCCCCCAAAAAAUGUUUACUCUUUAUUCUACGUCUUUUAAGAAAGGAAACAGAUGUGAUGCACAUUGCACUUACAGUGCAUUCGAAAAGUAUUCAGACCCCUUGACUUUUUCCACAUUUUGUUACGUCACAGGCUUAUUCUAAAAUGGAUUACCUCGAUUUUUUUCCCCUCAUCAAUCUACACACAAUACCCCAUCAUGACAAAGCAACAACAGAUUUUUAGAAAUGUUUGCAUAUGUAUUAAAAAUGUAAAAUUGAAAUAUCACAUUUACAUAACUAUUCAGACCCUUUAGUCAGUACUUUGUUGAAGCACCUUUGGCAGCGAUUAUGGCCUCGUCUUGUUUGGUAUGACGCUACAAGCUUGGCAUACCUGUAUUUGGGGAGUUUCUUCCAUUCUUCUCUGCAGAUCCUCUCAAGCUCUGUCAGAUUAGAUGGGGAGUGUCGCUGCACAGCUAUUUUCAGGUUUCUCCAGAGAUGUUAGAUCGGGUUCAAGUCCGGGCUCUGGCUGGGCCACUCAAGGAUAUAUCUAUAGAAUUGUCCCGAAGCCAGUCCUGCGCUGUCUUGUCUGUGUGCUUAGGGUCGUUGUACUGUUGGAAGGUGAACCUUCUCCCCACUCUAAGGUCCUGGGCACUCUGGACCAGGUUUUCAUCAAGGAUCUCGCUGUACUUUGCUCCAUUCGUCUUUCCCUCGAUCCUGACUAGUCUCCCAGUCCCUGCCGCUGAAAAACAUCCCCACAGCAUGAUGCUGCCACCACCAUGCUUCACCAUAGGAAUGUUGCCAGGUUUCCUCCAGACAUGACGCUUGGUAUUCUAGCCAAAGAUUUCAAUCUUGGUUUCAUCAAACUAGAUAUUCUUGUUUCCUUUCGGUGCCUUUCGGCAAACUCCAAGCGGGCUGUCAUGUGCCUUUUUCUGAGGAGUGGCUUCCGUCUGGCCACUCUACCAUUAAAAACCUGUUUGGUGGAGCGCUGCAGAGAUGGUUGUCCUUCUGGAAGAUUUUCCUAUCUCCAGAGGAACACUGUCAGAGUGACCAUCAGGUUCUUGGUCACCUCCCUGACCAAGGCCCUUCUCGCCUGAUUCCUCAGUUUGUCUGGACGACCAGCUCCAGGAAGAGCCUUGGUGGUUUCAAACGUCUUCCAUUUAAGAAUGAUGGAGGCUACUGUGUUCUUGGGCAUGAUCAAUGCUGCAGAAAUGUUUUGGUAACCUUCCCCAGAUCUGUGCCUCGACACAAUCCUGUCUCGGAGCUCAACUGACAAUUCGACCUCAUGGCUUGGUUUUUGCUCUGACAUGCACUGUCAACUGUGGGACUUAUAUAGACAGGUGUGUGCCUUUACAAAUCAUGUCCAAUCAAUUGAAUUUACCACAGAUGGACUCCAAUCAAGUUGUAGAAACAUCUCAAGGAUGAUCAAUGGAAACAGGAUGCACCUGAGCUCAAUUUUGAGUCUCAUAGCAAAGGGUCUGAAUACUUACGUAAAUAAGGUAUUUCAGUUUUUAUUUUUCAUACAUUUGCAAAAAAAAUCUCAAUUUGUUUUCGCUUUGUCAUUAUGGGGUAUUGUGUGUAGAUUGAGAUGUUUUAUUUCAUCCAUUUUAGAAGGCUGUAACCUAACAACAUUUUAAAGUCAAGUGGUCUGAAUACUUUUGGAAUGCACUGUAUACGUGAGAAAGAUUUUUAUCGUAUAUUUUUUUCAGAGCCAUAUUUUUUACAUAUUUGUUAUUAACCCCCUGGAGUCAAUGUCCGCGCCCCCUUGGACAUAUAAUCUAAACAUCUUCAUAAAAAUCUCUAAGCAAGAGAUAUCUGUUUUUUGCAUAGGCUACGUCUCAAUCCACCACAUUCACUGAUGUCAGCCUUCUGCAUCUACGGUGAAAGAUGGCAGAGCUACAGCUGUGUUUGUCAAACCAUGAGACAUCCCUAAAAUUGGCUCACGAAAACGUCUGUAGCGUCCGGCCUAGAAACUAUUAUGACUCCUCUAUGGAAAGAUGAGACUCUCACGAACACGUACAUGAUUUGCUCUGAGAUGCCCACAUACCUCACAAGACUUGUCUGAAUACUCACCCGGUACCACAAGACUCGCCCGGUAGCAGUUAAAAAAAUGAAUAGAAGUAUACACUCACCAGACAGUUUAUUAGGUACACCACCCCGUUCACGAAAAUGGAUCACUUCUACAGACAGUGAGUCACGUGGCCAGGGCUUGCUAUAUAAAGCAGGCAGGAAUUGAAGCAUUCAGUUACUGUUCGAUUGAAUGCUAAAAUUGGCAAAAUGAGUGACCUAAGCGACUUUGAGCGUGGUAUGCUCGACGGUGUGAUGCGCACCGGAUCCAAUAUCUCAGAAACGGCUGCCUUCCUGGGCUUUUCACGCACUAUGGUUCUGUGGGUGAAAACAGCUCAUUGAAAGAGGUCGAAGGCAAGCUAACAGGCGGGCCACAAACAGACAAAUAACGUUGCAGUACAACAGCGGUGUGCACAACGGCAUUUUGGAACACACAACUUGUCGAUUCUUGUCACGGAUGGGCUAUUGCAGCAUUUGACCACACUGGGUUCCACUCUUAUCAGCUAAAAAUAAGAAGAAGCGGUACCAGGGGACACGCCUUCUACACGACUUGACAAUUGAGGAGUGGAAAAACAUUGCAUGGAACAUGACAGCGAGUAGGGUUUACUUGAGUGGCCUGGCUCAGUCCCCAGACCUCAACCCGAUAGAGCAUCUUUCGGGAUGAGAUGGAACAGGCUGUUGGCAGCAUGAAUGUAUCGCCGUCCAAUCUGCAGCUACUACGUGAUUCCCUCGCGUCAGCAUGGACCGACAUCCCUUUGGAAUGUUUCCGACACCUUGAAGAAUGCCCUAAAGAAUUCGGGCUGUUCUGGAGGCAAAGGGCGGUCCGACCCGGUACUAGAUGGGUGUACCUAAUAAACUGUCCGGUGAGUAUAUGGAAGUAGUUUAGUGCGUAAAAAAAGGGGUUAAAUAUGUGCUAAAAGAUAUUAUAAUUUCCUGAUUUUUUUUAUCUCAUAUAUAGGACAGACACUUCAAAACAUGCUUCCUUUCAACAACAAAAAUUGUUUUUCCAUAUAUAAAUCUGUUAUUCAAUGCGUUUCAAUGGGCUAGUAGCAGUACAUUUUUAUAUUAUUUAUAUAUAUAUAUAUAUAGACAUGUAUAUAUAGACAUAUAUACAUACACAUAUAUACAUACAUAUAAGUCCUUAAGUAUUGUUACUCUUGAAUGAUCUUUUUUUUUUCUAUGGUUCAGUCCUUUUCAGUACAGUGUGUAUACACUAUAGGUUCCUGCGUACAGAUUGUCUUGAAAAUUGUUUGCCAUUUACUUGAUGGUAUUGAUUUAUUGGAUAUUUUAUGGUAUUGGAUGUAUGUACCAUGAGCAACAUUACCAAGAUAUCACUUUUUUUGGUAUGUGCCGUGUAAUGGUUCAAUAUGUUUAUUUCCUGGUUUGUCCUGGUUUUUUGUUGUUGUAAUGCACAACAUAUACUUGAAUGAGACAAACUAAGAUAUUCUGUAGUUAUUUAAACAGGGUACCUGUAUUUUGUAGGACCUCGUUACAUUAGUUUUUGUUUGAUCUUAGUUACAAAAAAUAUUACAUCGGAGAACAUGUUUUACAUUUCAGUAUUUUUUUAAGGUCGACAGUUGCUAUAAAAAAAUAAUUUAAGGAAAAAGAGAAUAUCCAUCUGAACCCUUGUGCAGUACAUUACAGAAGAUCUGUACAUUUAUUAAUAAAAGUCUACAAACAUUUGUUCAUUUUUCAUGUAUAGAUUGUACACCCAUGUGUGAUCCCAACUUUCGUUAGCUCGUUUGACAUGUUUUACACCCUCCCCACUCCUAACACACACACACCACAAAUCAUUCAUGUCUGAAACCUGAUGUUAUACACUUUAAAAACCGCAUUCCCCUCUACUUCUUAAAAUUAGGGUCUGUAGUGUGUUUAUGAUGCCCCCAUCCCGUGUGUCUCCUUUGAUCAGUCCUCUGUCAUCUUCUGAUGUUGCUAUAUUCAAAUUUGGUUACAUUUACUUGUUUCCUUUACAGUUCGAUGGGCACAUCUGACAGACUGACUGCAUUAUAAUUAUUUGUUUCAUUCUUUUACAGACACAACUUCAAACAUUAUUAUCAAGUUGUAGAACAGGGAGCCAUACAAAUAGACAGAAUGUGAUUAAGACAUGUUGGAGAGAUUGUAAUGAAAAUAAACGCAUGCAUAAAACAAAUCAUUUCCACAGUGGGUCAUUCUGUUUCUAUAAUGCCGUUCUGUUGAUGCCACUCCGUUCUCUCCGCUUGCCAGUCAAACCAAUAAAUAGACUUCGGGGAAACUAAAAGGUCUCUGUUUCCCACCCAAUGGCCCCAUAACGAGCUAGCAAGUCGAUCGGCAAAGGUCACACUUGAUUUUUUUGGUUUUACCGUUAUGAUUAACAUCUUCAACUGGUCUACCUCAAUACUGUGCAAAUAUAUAUAUAUUUUUUAACAUUGAUAGACAUUCCCCUGUCUUGUUGGUAAAUUAAUAAUAUGGCCUCAAAUUAGUCAAACCUGGACUAAUUAAACACUUUUUGUACAAAUAAAACAAUGUGGCAGUGCUAUUGUACAUCGUUCAUAUUGUCUGCUAUAGACAGCUUCAGACAUGGCCGGCACUGCCUACACAGUUCAAGUAUAUGUAAUGCUUACUGGGACUGAACAUGACAGAAAAUAAUUGACUUCCUCAGUGGUCUGUUUUUUUUCUCCACAUCAGUGGAACUUCCUGUAUAUUGUAUGACAGACAAGCAAUGCAUUGCAGUCAGCUCCAGGGGGUUUGAUAGUAGUGCUGUCACAAUACUACUGUACCAUACUCAAUUUUCCAUGUCAAAAGAAAAAGAAAAAAGGAAACCGCACACUGCUGUUGAUAGUAUCACUGAUAUUUAAUAAGCUUACGUAUCGGCCUCGCGGCCUUCGUCGGAGCUUUUGUGAUUUUUUUUAAAAUUAGCACCCUUAUGUAGACCUAGCCCCACCCACAUCCGUUCUACACAUCGACAGGAGUUGGAGGCAAAGGAAAAACAAAUAAGUGCUACCAAAUAUAACAAUAUGCAUUUCAUAAAUAUUAUAGAAGUGUAUAAAUAAUACGUAUUAAACACGUCUGUAAAGCCACAAUGAGGACAUAGCAAGUUUUCAUUAAUCACAUAAAUAGGCACAUAAUUCAUGUUCAAAUUUACAACAUAACAUACAUAGGCAUUUCAUCAUUAAGUCCUUUAGGAAAUAAUGUCUGGAGGGUGAAAAUCCAAAAACAUACUCCCCUACUCAGAGUAUUAUUAAUAUCACCUCCCCUGUCUGAUAUCUUAACUUUCUCUAUACCACAAAACCUAAAGGUAGAAAUGUCAUGCUUUAGGUCAUUAAAAUGUACUGCGACUGGAUAAUCCCUGUAGUUUCUCCUGAUUGAACUUUUAUGUUCACUAAUUCUCUGUUUGAGAGAGCGGGUGGUUUUACCGACAUAGCUGACCCCACAUGCACAUUUAAUAAUGUAAAUAACAUGGGUGGUGGAACACGUAAUAAUGUAAUUUAUUUGGAACUGUUUUCCUGUAUGUGGGUGACAGAAAUAUCCACACUUCAUCAUAUUAUUGCACUGUGCGCAUCCUCUGCAUUUAUAGCUACCAUUUGGUAGAGGGCGUAAAAGAAGAAAGAAAGAAAACGGAAGAAUAUGGUACUUGGUACCAUAUGCUACUUUAACACUGUAGGGUGUGAACUUAGUCUAGACCCUACAGCCUUCUCUUCAAAACCAGACACAAGGAGGUCUUCACUCUGUUGUGAAAGUGUUAUGAAAUGUAAUGUCAUGUAAUAUUUGAAAUUGUAUAUAACUGCCUUAAUGAUGCCAAAUGGUCUGGGGCUGUUUUUCAUCGCCGCCAUUGGACUCUGGAACAGUAGAAACGCCUUCUCUGGAGUGAUGAAUCUGGGUUUGGCGGAUCCCAGGAGAACGCUACUUGCUCCAAUGCAAAAAGUGCCAACUGUAAAGUUUGGUGGAGGAGGUAUAAUAUUCUGGGGCUGUUUUUCAUGGUUCGGGCUAGUUCCAGUGAAGGGAGAUCUUAACGCUACAGCAUACAAUUACAUUUUAGACGGUUCUGUGCAUUUGGGGACAGUUUGGGGAAGGCCCUUUUCCUGUUUCAGCAUGACAGUGCCCCCGUGCACAAAGCGAGGUCCAAUGGUUUGUCGAGAUCGGUGUGAAAGAACUUGACUGGCCUGCACAGAGCUCUGACCUCAACUCCAUCGAACACCUUUGGGAUGAAUUGGAACGCCAACUACGAGCCAGGCCUAAUCAACCAAAAUCAGUGCUAGGCCUCACUUAUGCUCUUGUGUCAGGUGUAACAGGGUUGGUUAUGUUUCCACUUGCCUCUAAAGAAAUGUGUAUUUGAUGUUCAAGCAUUCUUAUUGGUUAGUUCAAUUCUGAUGACAAUAAGGGGUGUUGUGAUUGGCCCCACUUGCAGAUAGGGGGAGAUCGCGAACGUCAGGUCUUCCCAGUAUGAAAAUGUGAUGCAAGGGGUAGGUCACGUUCUGAAUACUGUUUUCUAUUUUCUAUUUUACAAUGUGUACAAGUUUGCUGUACGUUACUGAUUUUAUACAUGUGUGGGUACAUGGUACCUGUUAGGGAUUGAGGGGCUUUCUGGGAUGUGCUUUGGCAUAUGAUUGCUGUAAAUAAUUGUGUUAGCUAGCAUACACCGAUGUCAUGGUCACAUAAGCCACGGCUAACACAGUUGUCUUCAUGCUACAGAUUUUGUCAUCGACAGCCAUCAACACUGUUAAGCCCUGCACAACUAACGUGCUGUUUCCCAUUUAACAACAGGUAUUUAUACAUGUUAUAUUUUGUAUUGUAUUUUUGUAUUUUGUUCGCCCAGUAUGAAAAUGUGAUGCAAGGGAUUUUGUCAUCGACAGCCAUCAACACUGUUAAGCCCUGCACAACUAACGUGCUGUUUCCCAUUUAACAACAGCAGAAAUAAAUGAUGCUCAACUGGGA